Homalodisca vitripennis (glassy-winged sharpshooter) is the source of this 1843-nucleotide messenger RNA. It is a transcript of the gene rasp, whose product is annotated as protein-cysteine N-palmitoyltransferase Rasp. NCBI's taxonomy places the organism in Eukaryota, Metazoa, Arthropoda, Insecta, Hemiptera, Cicadellidae. The record is from RefSeq and is a predicted model, not a curated record. Gene Ontology annotation, molecular function: palmitoyltransferase activity. The coding region runs from base 160 to 1662 and encodes 500 amino acids. The transcript has 9 exons. Gene Ontology annotation, cellular component: endoplasmic reticulum. Gene Ontology annotation, biological process: protein palmitoylation.
UUGAACGAGUCCUAGGUACACAACCGGCGUCUGCUACCCGAUAUGGUUGUUUGAAUAAAUAUUUUUAUAACUUAAACAUAUAACUGUAAUUAAUGGAUGUUAUUACUAGAAGUUUAUUAUCAGGCCUACAUAAUUAUAUAGUAAUUAACUGUAUUUAAAAUGCCAUCCUCCAAUUUACCAGUGUAUGAAAUUAUAGUUUAUGGUUUUGUUUGGGUUGCUGCAAUCUGUUAUUCAUCCUACAAUGUAUAUCUUGCAGGAAAAUUAUUUGACCACACGGCCAUUGGUGAUGACUUCUCUGACAACUGGCAUGGAUACAAGAAAGACAUGGCAGACUAUGAGUGGACGACAUGGCUGCCAUUCUUACUGUACACAAUGCCACCCUGGGUAGCAGCUCAUAUCGCUCUCACUCAAGUAACACGCUGGAUAUCACCACAAGGAGUUCCGGGAGCACAGAGUUUAAUUACUCUGCUAUUUAUAAUGGCGCACUUUGGUCCUGCAUGUGUGCUGUUCGUCAUCACUCAAGUGGUUGUGUACUACCUAAUAUUGAGACUCAAAUCUGUCGCUCUUGUCUGGCUGUUUGGAGUACCUUUCCUAUUAGUCUCAUGCUUUGGUUUACAAGAAACAUGGGAACACACAGGCAAGUCUGAUCACCAGUUUACAAUGAUGUUGGUGAGUACAACAUGGUUGAACUUGCACUGUAUCAGCUUCAGCCUGGAAACACUUGCGUCUGCUCCAAGUAAAACAACAGGUACAAGGAUGUUCUACGAUCUUCUCGGCUACAGCUUAUAUUUUCCUACGUAUUUCUUGGGUCCAUUUAUUAUCUACACCAACUUUGGACCUUAUAUGUACCGGUCUUUUGAGCGAUGGACUGUUGAGAGAGUCAGCACUUUUGUAUUGAGCUUACUCCGUUAUCUGUUGUGGGCAGCAGUAACUGAGGCUUCCCUUUACUUCCUGUACAUUCACGCACUGCAAUACCACAUGACGAUUGUGGCAAGCCUAGGAGAUUGGACACUGUACGGACUUGGAUACCUGAUGGGACAGUUUUUUUGUCUCAAAUAUGUGGUGGUUUAUGGACUGUGUGGCAGUGUUGCCAACUUUGAUGGCUACAUCGCUCCACCUCCUCCCAAGUGCGUUGCUCGUAUUCACCUCUACACAGACAUGUGGCGGUACUUUGAUGUGGGAUUUUACCUCUUCAUCCACAAGUACAUUUACACUCCUUUGUGUGGAGGACAGAAAAAAACUUUACGUCGUUUGAUGGCGUCAGCUAUGUGUUUUGGUUUUGUUUUCCUUUGGCACGGAGUCCAUCUCAGUAUCUUUAUAUGGUCAGUGCUCAACUUCCUAGGUGUGUCACUUGUGUCAUUCAGUAUCAGUUUGUCCAACACUCCCACCUUCAAAGACUGGCAGAAACGCAAUCUGAGUGAGGCCAACUAUAGGCGUCUGACAGCUCUGGUCUCGGCUCCAGUAUUUAUCCUUGGCCCAGCCUCCAGCUUCUACUUCUUCAGUGGAAUCAACACUGGAAACACUUUUGUCAUCCACUUGUUUUUUAUAGGUUCCUGGACAGGAAUGGUUGCUCUUCUAUUUGUAUCCUACUGCAUGUGCCAAGUAUCAAUUGAAAUCAAACAGUGGGAGAAAAUAAAUAAUCAGAAACUCAAAUCUCAUUAAGAUCUUGAUAGAUUGAAGCAUUUACUCUUUAAAUAUUUAAUAAGGUAUUAUAUCAAGCUAUAACAUUACAAGAGAGGAUAAGACUCAUGGCUGCAUCCAAACGUGAACUAGCUGAAUGGUUGAUAUUAAAUUGUAUGUUAAUAAGCACAUAUUACAUAAAAACAACACAUAUGAAACAUCA